CGGGGCGGCGGGGAGCGGGGCGAGGCCGCCAUGGGCUGGUGGCUGCGGGCUGUGGGGCGCUUCCUGCGCGGGGCGGCCGGGCGCAGGCCCCCCCGAGGGCCCCGGCGCAGCUCGAGCCGGGCCUCUGCCUCCCCCCCGCCGCCGCCGCCGCCCUCGGAGCUGGACAAGGCGGACGCCUGGCUGCUCCGCAAGGCGCAUGAGACGGGUUUCCUGUCCUGGUUUCGCAAUGGCUUGCUGGCAACUGGCGUCGGAGUAAUUUCUUAUGUUCAGAGCGACAUGGGACGAGAGGCAGCUUAUGGUUUCUUCAUUCUCGGCGGGAUUUGCGUGUCUUACGGCAGCGCCUCCUACCUUGUCAGCCUCUUCCUCCUCCGCCGCACCAUGAUGCUUGCUUUCUCCACGGCCCUGCUGAACGGCACGGCGGUCACAACGGUGGCGCUGUUCUGGCUGUGUGCCAUCUCCCUCUACAUCGGUCGCCUUGAGGUUGAGAUCAUACAGGAGGACAGUAGUGAUGAAUGCCAGGACACAAAAAAGGAUGAUGGGAAGUCGGACGAGUAAAGACCAAGGUCCUGGGGGAUUUUGCUGUUUUCAUGAUGGUCAUUUAGAAUGUUCUCCAGCACGUUCAGUGGACUGAGUUUUAAUGCAAUAGAUACAGCGCCCACGGGCUGUCCUGCCCACCGUGUCCAAGGGCACAAAGAAAGGGCAGCUUUAUUGUAAAUAAGACACUGUUGGCUGCUUUAUAUUUAUUUAACAUUUUCCAGAUUGGCAGUGGGAAUUAGCAUUAGAAAAAUUGGAUCAUCGAACAGAAAUAUGGCUGCAGGAGACCCUGCUGUGGUAGCAAAUGGAUUGGUGGGACGGCUUCCCAGCUGGGAGCGUGCAUUGCUGUCAAAAUGGAUCUCUGAUGCUUUUAAAGAACUGGCUGUCCAUUGAGAUCCUGUGCUCCCGUCUCCCACAUACAUCCCAUGCCUGUUCUGCCACGUAUGCAGAAGCUGGAAAUUUUAAGCCAAAUUCAGCUGAUGCUCCCUAGAAAUGUUGAAUCGCAACAGUAUCCCAUGGAGUCCGAUCCUGCUGCCCCGGCGUGCGUUGUAAAGUUAGCACAUCACAUUGAGGUUACUCACAAUGCCUCGUGAGCCCAUUUUACAUCCAGAUCAGUUAAUGUUUGUAUUAAAAACAUCAAAACAAAACAAAACUGCUCUCUUCCUGUGUCUGAAUGAAAUGUACACUCUGCUUUCUCACCCUCCCCAUUUCCACUUGCAGAAAGGGCCUGAUUACGUUGUUAUGAAGGUCAAACUUCCCUUGAUUUCCAUGAGUUUUGUUUCUAUAAGGGGUACAGGAUCAGGCCCUCAUGCGUGCUGCCCUUUCUCUGCUAUUGCCUUGAGAGAUUAAUAGUUGUAGCUUUUGUUUUUUUAAAUGGCUGUUGAACUCCACAAGCACCUAUCCAGGAAGCAUAAGACUGGGAGUUAGGAGAGUACGGUUCUAGUCCUACCCCUGCUGCUGCUUUGCUCAGGUCACUUAUUGCCUUUUGCCUCAGUUUAGUUAUCUCUAAAAUGGAAUAUAAUUGCCUACCUCUUGGGUAUAAGGUUUGUGGGGCAUAUUUGAGAUCCUCCAGUGGGAGGAGUUAAGGAUAGGCAAAGUAUUUAUUUUUGAUCUAUAAAACUGUUUACUUAGGGUAUGUCUACACUACCCGCCGAAUGGGCGGGCAGCGAUUGAUCCAAAAGGGGUUGAUUUAUCGCGUCUAGCCUAGACACGAUAAAUCGACCCCUGAGCACUCUCCCAUCAACUCCUGUACUCCGCUGCCACGAGAGGCGCAGGCAGAGUCGACCACCGCCGUGAGUAGGUCCAAGUACGUCGACUUCGAUUCCCCCCACCCCCCAGUGUAUACCAGGCCUCAGUACAGUUCAGAUGCUGUCCUUUUGGCUCCUGGCAAGUUGUUAUUGUGACUCAUGGUGUGGCAGCCCUCCACACAACGAUGGGUACAUGUGGGUGGAAAUGACCCUGUGAAUAGCUAGAAGUAAGGCCACCUAUCAGUGCAAAUAAAGGGAGGGAAAUGUGAUGCAACCAAUUAAAAACCUCACCUGGUUGUGACUGCAUCUUUUACCUUCCCCCAAACAUUGUUACUUUCAUUUCUUCCAAUGGUUUCUUUUCACUGGUCUGAACAAUCAUUUGCCAUGUUGUUCAUUUGAAACUUCACGAUGUUGUGACCUGGAGGCAUGAUCCAUCCUGCAAGGCCGGAAACAAAAUCAAGGGUCUGGAUCCUUGACUCUGGAGAACACACUUUAUACUUCCUUGCCCCAUGGGCUGCCUGUGUGCCAGAUGUAACUUAUAUUGGCAUUCUGAGUUACGCUGGCUGGCUGCAGCUCCAAAGUGCUGAUGUGCUAGCAAAACAUCAGAUAGAGUAAUCCUGGCCAUGCCUUCUACGCCAAUGGGGUGUGGUGUGGUGUGCAGGAACCUUUGUACCAGUUCUGCCCUAUUGGAUCCAUCUAUGCUGGGAGGAUCUCCCAGGGGGCUGGUUAUGUUGGCUUUAGGGUCAGAAUCUCCAGACGCUGCAAUGCACGUAUUUUCCCAGCACAACGCUAGGGAUAAAGCACUUCGUAAAAGCUGCUAAAACCCCAGCCGAAAGAUUCAAAGGAUGUGCAAAUAAUUAGGUGUGAGGCUUUUUAUAGUCUCCUGACAUCCCUCCACCAAAAUCCUCUUACUUUGUAGGAAUAAUGGAGGACAAUAUUAGUCUCUCUCUGAAUUAGAAAGUCUUGCAGUUGGUAUCGUAGCACCUCAUGUAUGCGCAGUAAAUACUAAGAGGACCUUAUGGAAUUAUUCCAGCUUUACACUAGUUUGAUAGAGCAGAAUUUGGCCCCGUCUCUCGGCCUCCAGGAAAGGAGGCUUGUGAAACCCAGGUGAUAAAGACACAUUGGCUAUUUUUCAAACCAGAGGUGGCAACCCAUUGAUUUAAAGCCUCUCUGGGCAACGCAUAGUUCGCAAAGGCAAUGUCCCCAAGGGUUGUGCACUGGAAAUGACUCCGCUCCAUGCAUUAGCAAUUGAUGUAAACGACCUUCAGAGCAUUUGGCAUUACGGGCUUCCGGAAGGUGGGGAGUUGAGCAGAUGGAAUGCAUUAAUCGCAGUUUUCGUAACUAAUGCAAAACAUACCUGGACCAUUUUCCCCUGCUGCAGCCUCUGCGGUGUACUUAAUCUGCUUUGCACUGCUGUAGCAUCUCUCCUGAGGGUUUCACUGUCUUGCUGAUAUCUCCAUCUGACUUGCUACUUUUGCCUGGCCUUUCUAAUGAUGAUUAGCGCUUUUCCCUUUCUGAGGCAUCUGCCUUUUUUCUUUAUUAGUUGUCCACCUGUUUAAAUUAUACUGUAAAUUUUAGAGGCAGGGACUUGUCUGUUAAAGCACCAUGCAGGCAUGUUGUGUGUUUUGUGAAUAAAUCAUAUAGGACUGUCAGUCUGGCACAUUUCACUAA
Malaclemys terrapin pileata is the source of this 3452-nucleotide messenger RNA. It is a transcript of the gene TMEM160, whose product is annotated as transmembrane protein 160. The coding region runs from base 31 to 555 and encodes 174 amino acids. The record is from RefSeq and is a predicted model, not a curated record. Lineage: Eukaryota; Metazoa; Chordata; Testudines; Emydidae. The transcript is spliced from 3 exons.